UUACCCCUACAGGUGGCCGUAUUCCUGGUGGUGGUGGGCGUGACUUUGGCGCUCCCACACUCUCCCCACCCCGAAAAGUUAAUGCCUUAUAAGUUCGGGUAUGAGGUUUCCGACAGCUACAGCGGCCAAUACUUCGACCAUAAGGAAUACUCUGACGGCACUGUGGUGAAGGGCAAGUACUCCGUGGACCUCCCAGACGGUCGCCAGCAGACGGUGGAGUACAGAGCCGACCCCGACAGCGGCUACCAGGCUGAUGUGUCUUACAGGGGACCAGGGCAACACCAACACAAUAACGGACACCAUCACUGAUCAACCACACCCGCCUAUUGAUCAACCACACCCGCCUACUGAGCACCCACACCAGCCUACUGAGCACCCACACCCGCCUACUGAGCACCCACACCAGCCUACUGAACAUCUCCGCCCGUCAACUGAAGAAUCUAAGAGUGUCCUUGACCAAUCAAUGAGCAACCAUGACAGUAUAGACUCUCACUUACUUGAACACGGAAUGAACACAAAAUUAUCCACCCUGGGAGUCUAUACACCUCCAUCUGAACGUCCACUGUGAAGAAGACUUAUUGACGUCCAGAAAACUUACUAUAAUAUAAUCUAAAACUCAUACCUCUUACCUUAAACUAUCUAUUAACAGUGUCCCCCACCCCCCAGAACAAUGAUAUGAGAAUGUUAUAUCAUCUAAAACUUCCUAUGCCACAAUAUAUGAAAACAAUAUGUACGUGUAUUUCCUGUUUUAAAUAGAAAAUUAACAAUA
Messenger RNA from Homarus americanus (American lobster), 769 nucleotides. Its product is annotated as cuticle protein 8-like. The transcript is spliced from 3 exons. The record is from RefSeq and is a predicted model, not a curated record. NCBI's taxonomy places the organism in Eukaryota, Metazoa, Arthropoda, Malacostraca, Decapoda, Nephropidae. The coding region runs from base 82 to 309 and encodes 75 amino acids. Gene Ontology annotation, cellular component: extracellular matrix.